This is a messenger RNA of Cajanus cajan (pigeon pea), 1793 nucleotides long. Its product is annotated as transcription factor bHLH130. Gene Ontology annotation, cellular component: nucleus. The record is from RefSeq and is a predicted model, not a curated record. Gene Ontology annotation, biological process: regulation of transcription by RNA polymerase II. Lineage: Eukaryota; Viridiplantae; Streptophyta; Magnoliopsida; Fabales; Fabaceae. Gene Ontology annotation, molecular function: DNA-binding transcription factor activity, RNA polymerase II-specific; protein dimerization activity; RNA polymerase II cis-regulatory region sequence-specific DNA binding.
UAAACUUUCUCCUUUGUGUGUUUUUUUUUUCUCUCUCUCUAUACCUCUCAUUCACAAGAUCUUGCUUGUUCUUACUCUUUUAUUUUUCUUUUUCAAAAAGCAAAUAAUGAUUUUUCUGAAACUGCACUAACUCUUUUUUUUUUUUUUUUAAUUUAUUUAUCUGGAAGCCGAAAACAUAUCUAUGUUUGUCCUUUUCACUGCUUGGGUGUUUUAUCUGUUGCGCUUCUGCACAACACCGACCCCUCAACCUUCCCUUUAAAUCAAUUCCUCCUUGAAUUUUGUGCAACCAAGUUUUCUCUUCCUUCCCAUUUGGGUUACUUCUCACAUAAGAUCCUUCUCAUUUUUCAUUUUUUUAUUUUUAUUUUUUUUUGUUUUUCGUUUUUCACCUCUAAUGAUUCUCUAGCUUCUGGUAUCUUUGGAAGUAUGGAUUCGAAUUCCCGUUACCAAGUUCAGCAACCCAAUUCUGGGUUACUUCGUUUUCGCUCUGCUCCUGCUCCAGUUCUGGCCAAUUUCAAACAAGGCCAAGCUGUGAAUAACGGUAACCCGUGGGAGGGUUCUGAAACCGUUUUCAGAUUCUUCAAUUCCGACACGACCACGUGGCCCAGGUUACGAGAAUUCGUGGAUAAUAAGGUGGCUCCUAAUAACGCAGCCAAGGAAUCAUCAUCACCUCUGGGUCGCAUGAAUUCCCAACAGGGUUAUACUACUUCUUCUUCUUCUGUGUUACCCUUACCCCCGAGGCAUGACUCUGGUGUAACUUCAGAUAUCAUGCUGGGUUCUAUAGGAAUGGAUCAGAGUACAAACAAAAGUUUUAAUUCUCAUCUUCUCCGCCAGAGUAGCUUCCCUAACAACAUCUCCUUUCAGAACGGGUAUGAUGCUAUGAAAGGUGUUGGAAACUACGGUGGGGUUAAUGACAAUGAUGGUGAACUUAGUCUAUCUAUGAACAGAAUGAAGAGUCAAAUUAGCUUCUCUUCAAGGAAUCCUUCUUCCUUAGGAAUGCUAUCACCAAACUCCAAAAUGGGAAAUGAAGGUGUUGGGAUAAAUAGCCCUGAGGAUGGGAGACAUGAAGGUAGCAAUGGUGAUGCUCGAUAUUUUGGCCCUGGAUUCUCUUAUGCUUCAUGGGAUGACACUUCACAUCUGAAAAGAAAGAGAAAUAGUAAUGAUGAGUUGCUUUCUGAUGCACAGCAUGGAGAGGUGGGAAAUCAAGUUCAUACACUUUCGCAUCAGUUGAGUUUGCCAAGAACUUCGUCGGAGAUGUUUGCUAUGGAUAAUUUGCUUCAGUUCACGGAUUCUGUUCCUUGUAAAAUCAGAGCAAAGAGGGGCUUUGCUACUCAUCCUCGAAGCAUUGCUGAAAGGGUGAGAAGAACUCGAAUAAGUGAACGAAUAAGAAAAUUGCAAGAGCUUGUUCCAAACAUGGAGAAGCAAACCAGCACGGCAGAGAUGUUGGACUUGGCUGUAGAGUACAUAAAAGAUCUUCAGAAACAAUUCAAGACACUGAGCGAAAGACGAGCUAAAUGCAAAUGUAUAAACAUUCACAAGUCAGAAACAAAUCAAAUUGCUUGAGUUUCUUUUGUAGAGGUAAUAAAAGGAACUAUGCAGACAUGGAUUGGACCCGGGUUUAUAUUUUGACGUGCUGAAAAUCAGCAGAAAAAAAAGUUAAUAUAAGAUGCAGAAAGCCAGCUUUUAACUCUUCCCGGCUACAUUGUGUACUUUAAGUUAACGGGGUUUCAUCCACACAGACAAUAAAUCAAACAGUUUAAUUUGUAAUUUUGUAUACGAAAAUUCUAUUGUUUUAA